AUGCAUUCCUUUGAGAAUGGCCGGUCGGAGAAGAAGCCGGCCAUCUUCCAGCCGUCGAGCGGCGACGAGGAGACGCAACCCCCAGCGACUCUCGGCACUGUUACGGAGCUGCACGACCUCACGGUCCUAGGCUAUAAGCCAGAACUUCGCCGCAACCGUUCCAUGUUCACCUUGCUCUUCCAGUCACUAGCUAUUGCAGCAAUACCAUAUGGCUUUGGCGGGCCCCUCAUUUCUGCGAUAUAUGGCGGAGGCCAGCUGCCGAUGUUUUUGGGUUGGGUGGUCGUCCUUAUUGUCGAUGAGUGCGUGGCAUUGUCCCUCGGCGAAUUUGCGUCCAAAUAUCCGACCUCUGCCGGGCCAUAUUACUGGUCUUUCCAGCUCGCAGGCCCCAGUGUUCGAACAGUGCUGUCCUUCAUUACCGGCUGGACUUGGCUAAUUGGGAACUGGACGAUCACGCUGAGCGUUAACUUCGGCUUCGCCUCGCUGAUCGCUGCGACUGUGGCGCUCUACCACCCGGACUGGACACCAGAGCCAUGGCAGCUGCUGCUGAUAUUUUACGCGAUCUGCUUACUCGCCUUCGUCAUCGUCGCUUAUGGGAACAGGCUACUUCCGAUGGUUGAUACCAUCUGCGCCGCGUUCACUGCCAUCAGCAUCCUGAUCACCCUGAUUUGCCUUUCGGCAAAGGCCUCGGCUGGGAGACACUCAGCCAGAGACACCUUGGGGCAUUAUGAUACGUCUCUCUCCGGCUGGGGAGGGUUUUCAUUCUUCAUAGGCAUCCUCCCUGCAGCAUACACGUUCUCGGCUAUCGGCAUGAUCACGUCCAUGGCGGAAGAAUGCGGAGAUCCGACCACGAAGCUACCAAAGGCCAUAUCGCUGUGUGUUCCCGUGGGAGGAAUCGCCGGUCUCUUCUUCAUCAUCCCCAUCUGCGCGACCCUGCCGCCCCUGGAAGACAUUCUUGCUGCGCCGGUGGGGCAGGCCCUACCGUAUAUUUUUGGAGUGGUUAUGGACUCACCUGGCGGCGGACUGGGCCUCACGUUCCUCGUCCUAGUCAUCACGCUGUUCUGCUCAAUCUCCAUCACGGUGGCUGCAUCGCGGUGUACUUGGGCAUUCGCACGCGACAAGGCUCUUCCUUUGUCUCGGCUCUGGUCGAAAGUUGACAUCCGGCACGGAACGCCCAUCUGGGCUCUCACAUUGACUACAGUUGUACAGAUGCUACUUGGACUCAUCAACCUUGGGUCAUCGUCAGCUUUCUUGGCGUUCGUGUCAGUCGGCGUGAUCUCCUUGGCUGUGUCCUAUGGAAUCCCCAUCGCUAUUUCCCUCUUCCACCGCCGCAGAGACGUCAACGGCGCACGAUGGACCAUGGGAAGCACCGUCGGCUGGGUUGUCAACGUUAUCGCCCUUCUGUGGAUCAUUUUUGAGAUGAUAUUAUUCUCAAUGCCGACGGUGUUACCAGUAACGGAAGUCUCCAUGAACUACGCCAUUGUGGUUUUCUUCGGUUUCAUGGCCAUCAGCGCGACGUGGUAUGCAAUUCAUGCCCGGAAAGUCUACAAGGGACCCCCGGAGUCAGAUGGGCUCGUCGUUACUUCUUGA
Messenger RNA from Diaporthe citri, 1587 nucleotides. RefSeq lists its product as uncharacterized. Gene Ontology annotation, molecular function: transmembrane transporter activity. The transcript is spliced from 8 exons. Lineage: Eukaryota; Fungi; Ascomycota; Sordariomycetes; Diaporthales; Diaporthaceae. Gene Ontology annotation, biological process: transmembrane transport. Bases 1 to 1587 code for a protein of 528 amino acids. The record is from RefSeq and is a predicted model, not a curated record. Gene Ontology annotation, cellular component: membrane.